GUAAGAACAAGGGGUUGUCCAACGGUUCCACAAUCCUUGUCCGGAUCCCUGCAGUCGCCGUCUCAUUGCCGUUCCCAAGCGGAAUUUGCCGGUGGACUCCAGCUUCCAUGCUCAAGCUUCAAGCUCAUCAUGAAAACCACCCGACUUGAAAACCAUUCUUAACAACAACCUGGACUCAACACACCGCAACUAAACCAAAUAACCCGCACAAGCUCAUCUCCUCACCCCCUAACCAAUACCAAAACAACCCAACUUGGAACACAACCACAGCUCCAAACCCGUCUACAGUAAACUUCCGCUUGCCUCACAACACUUGAAAACUCACCCCCCGGAACGAAGAGAUACAACAACCCAACCCAAACCAACAUGGGCCUUUUUUCCAUCUUUGGUUCCACCUCCUCAAACUCCGAAGAAACAAAACGCGCCUCCGAAAUCCGCACAGGCGCCGUCGCCCCCUCCCGCGCAGAACGCCAACGCUGCUGGGCAGCACGCGACGCCUAUUUUGCCUGCCUCGACAAGGCAGGGAUCGUGGACGCACUGAAAGAGGACGGGGCAGCGGCUGCUGCGAAAGCGUGUGGGCAGGAGAGUGCGGAGUUUGAUAAGGACUGUGCCGCGCAGUGGGUCACGUACUUCAAAAAGUGGCGCGUGCAAGAUAUCCAAAAGAAAGCCCGGCUCAGGGAGCUCGAGGCGCAAGGAGCCAACCGGAUGGAUGUGCAGACGGAUUUUGCGCCGAGGAGGAGUUGAACUCACGGGGGGAGAGAGGGGUUUCUUGUCUGUCUGUCUACCCGGCCAGCUCAGAACUGGAUGGAUUUGAGAGACUUGUAUGGGAUAAAUGUACGCAUAGAUGGGUCGGUCUUGGUUGAGGCGUUUGCUGGUUGACGAGCAUGGAAUGACAAUUCCUUUCCCAAGCGGUAUUGUUCAAAUCCUCGUCACAACGUGAGAGGGAUAUCAGGGGAAACCUGGUUUGUACACCUGUAGCUCUAUAAGGUAGGUAUCUCGAC
Canariomyces notabilis is the source of this 1001-nucleotide messenger RNA. RefSeq lists its product as uncharacterized. The record is from RefSeq and is a predicted model, not a curated record. Lineage: Eukaryota; Fungi; Ascomycota; Sordariomycetes; Sordariales; Chaetomiaceae. Gene Ontology annotation, biological process: mitochondrial respiratory chain complex IV assembly. The coding region runs from base 367 to 744 and encodes 125 amino acids. Gene Ontology annotation, cellular component: mitochondrion; respiratory chain complex IV; mitochondrial intermembrane space. The transcript has 2 exons.